Molecule: messenger RNA, 1173 nt
Organism: Styela clava
Lineage: Eukaryota; Metazoa; Chordata; Ascidiacea; Stolidobranchia; Styelidae
Source: RefSeq, a predicted model, not a curated record
AUGACGAUUCCUCCAACAGCCAAAUAUUUUAGAACAAAUCACCAGAACAAUGUACCUCUCCUCGAAGGACCAGCUCAAAAAUACGAUACGAUUUCAAUUCCGGAUUCCCCUAUUAUACUAUCAGACUCCGAAACAUUUUAUCGUAUCAAAGUAUUAUUGUUUGCACCGAGCAAAACGUUCGGAGUCUACAGUAGGCUAAAGUCAAACGCUAGAACUCUAGUCCAAAUAUCCAACACAAACACCAAAAAUGCAGAGAAUCGUAGGAAUGGAUACCGAAGCGAAUUUUCGGACGAUUGUGGCGUCUGGAAUUCUAAGAAAGGCACAUCUCCUAAAACGUUUUAUUUUGUGGAAGAAGGUUGUAGGCCCAAAAAAGUUUUUAAAAAAGCGGGACAAUUUUGCAACGAAAAAGAAAUCAAAGGAAGAAGAACCUACAAUCCAUUAAUCCCACAACCGAGUUCUGAACAAUUGCUCGAAAUACAACGUUACUACGCGUCUCUGAAAGGAACUAAAAUGUUUAAAAAACGUGUCACGUGUAUACUGUCAUCGCCGACAUAUCUAUUAAAGGUCAAAGAUGAAAUUGCUCUGGUCGAGUUUGUCGGCAGUAAUCAAGUGAAAACCAUCCACCUCAAUGCAAAAACUCUCGAGAAAAUUUCACAAGAAUUGCAACAAAAGAAGCCGAGAGAGGUUUACAAUGACUUUCUCCUACAAGACAAAGUAUUAGUACAAACACCGAGGAAUCUUUGUCAACUGUACUCUAAAAAGCACAACGACAAAAAAACAACCAUAAUGGUCCUGUCGAAAAUCUAGUUGACAGAAUGCUGCGUGUUGUUUCCCUGUGUCAGCAGGAACCAAUGGUUCGCUCCGUCACUUUUACCAGUAAUGGUAUCGGUGUGACAAUAUUCAGCGACGAUCAAAUCAGCGACAUUAAACGAUUUUGCUGUACAGGCCGAACGCCACUAACUGUGGACAAAACUUUCAAUCUGUGCGAGAUUCAUGUGACAGUGACCUCAUUUAAGAACUUAUCUGUAACAAAUAAAGCAACUGGGGAACCACCAAUUAUGCUCGGACCUUUAUACAUUCACUCGUCAUCUAUUGCAAAAUGCUAUAAUCAAUUUUUCUCAUUACUUUCCGGUGCUUUGAACGACGUUGAUACAAAAUUACUGACAAUAGGAA